This is a messenger RNA of Capsella rubella, 1056 nucleotides long. RefSeq lists its product as uncharacterized. The record is from RefSeq and is a predicted model, not a curated record. Bases 21 to 1040 code for a protein of 339 amino acids. Lineage: Eukaryota; Viridiplantae; Streptophyta; Magnoliopsida; Brassicales; Brassicaceae. The transcript is spliced from 3 exons.
UCAUAGUAUAAUCACCAUGAAUGCACAAAUAUAACAAAAGAACAUAUUCUAAGAUUGUGCAGUCUAAACUCAGAAGAACAAAAAUGCAGAUUGUAAGGAUAGUGAAGUUACCAUACCUUCUCAUAUGUUUCCUUCUCUUCAUCAUCCUUUGGUUGUUGUCACAUCCCUCUUGUGCUCCAUACAUGAAUUCUAUCAGAGGAACACAAUUCUCGCAUCUUCAACCUGAAUCUUCAAGCUUAUCGAGACUAGUCAAAGAAAUAGCUACAGAAGACAAGAUGGUGAUUAUUACCAUGGUGGAUCGAGAAUGGGCAAAACCUGACUCUAUUCUUGAUCUGUUCCUUGAGAGUAUUCGGAUUGGAGAAAGAACCAAAUACUUGCUGAACCAUUUGAUCGUUGUUGCUUUAGAUGAUCAAGCUCUUCGAUAUUGUCUUCGUGCCCACCCUCAUUGCUACCUUCAUAGAGGUUAUAGAAAAAACUCGGAAUCUUUGAAUCCGGAUGGUCUUGUUACCGGUUGGAGCAAGAAGUAUUUGGUUAAAGAGAUUCUUGAACUCGGUUACAACAUAAUGUUCACAGAGGCAGAUGUGAUAUGGCUAAGCAAUCCAAUAUUGCAUUGCAACCCACUAGAUCCAAUCCAAGUGGCUUGCGGGAUCUCACCGAGUGAUCAUUUAACAGUGGAAAACACAGGAGGUUUCUUCUAUGCCAAGUCUAAUUACGUAACCAUACACUUGUUCAAGACCUUGGACGUAGAGAGGGUUGUGUAUCCCGCAACUGGAAACCAAUCCUUGUGUGACAUUGUCAAGCGCCAAGAUGUAAUCCAGAACCUUAGUAUGAAAGUAACCUUCUUGGAUGAUGCUAACUUUGGCAGGUUUUGUCAACCAAAUAAUUCACAAGAUCGAAGCAAGAUAAGUACAGUCCAUGCAAGUUGUUGUAAUGAUACAAAGAGUAAAGUGCAUUACCUAAAGCUUAUACUCCAAGACCGGAAAAAAAUGAAUCCGCAAUGGAUCAUUCCAAGCCAAUGCAGAGGAUUUCAUCCGCUAUAAACAUUUUUAACAUAUG